AAAGGAAACACUCGUGAGAUGAGCUGCUUCACCCGGGUGUUGGGAAAGUUCGCAGUGGAUUUGUGCCUCCUAAAGUCCAGUAGAAGAUCUCCUGAAGCUCUAUUUGGCUGCCUGACACCCUUAUCCCAAAAAAGAAGAAUAAAAGAAGACGACAACAAAAAAAAAUCCUCGUUUCCCUUCUCUCUCUCUCUCUCUCUCUCUCUCUCUCUCUCUCUCUCUCUCUCAGCAGUGGAGUUUGUCCCGACAGUGUCCAAAGUGGUUAAGAAGAUAAACAUCAUGACCUGCUAGCAGCACACAGCACAACAUGGACAGGCAAUAACAAAGAGUGACACCAGGGGAGGACCGUUGGCCGUUAUGACAAGCUCAUGAUGACCACCCUUUCUGCGACUGAUAUUGCUGAUGUUGGUCAUGGGGCGAAUCUGGGGUGUGUCACUGAAGAGGACUCCUCAGCAGCAGAAGUGAAACAUGAGUUACACACUUCUCCCAGUCAACCAGUUUCAUUCACCAGUUCUCCUAAAGAGCUGAACGACACACUGCACAUGGAUCCCAGCGACGUAAAACUAGAUCCUUCUGCAGACACACCUGCACCAGAAGGCCAGCCAGUGAAGAGAAAGAAGGGUCCAGCUCCCAAAAUGCUGGGGAAUGAGGUGUGUAGUGUGUGUGGAGACAAGGCCUCCGGUUUCCACUACAAUGUACUGAGCUGUGAGGGCUGCAAGGGCUUCUUCAGGCGUAGCGUGAUCAAAGGAGCGCAGUACGUCUGCAAGAACUCGGGCCGCUGUGAGAUGGACAUGUACAUGCGCCGAAAGUGUCAGCAGUGUCGGCUGCGCAAGUGUCGGGAGGCGGGCAUGCUCGAGCAGUGUGUGCUUUCGGAGGAGCAGAUCCGGUUGAAGAAAAUGAAGAAGCAGCAUGAGGAAGAGGCAGCUCGUAGCUCAACCGUGGCUGCACCGAGCCCAGCAGCUGACAUACCCCCUUUGGCUCCAGAACAGCAGGAAAUGAUUGAGAAGUUAGUCGCCAUGCAGAAACAAUGCAACAAACGUUCCUUCAUCGACCGGCGCAAAGUCACUCCAUGGCCGCAGAGCCAGGACCUGAUGAACCGGGAGGUGCGACAGCAGCGCUUUGCUCAUUUCACCGAGCUGGCCAUCAUGUCAGUGCAAGAGAUUGUGGACUUUGCUAAACAGCUGCCUGGUUUCCUGGAGCUCACCCGUGAGGACCAGAUUGCCCUGCUCAAGACCUCGACUAUUGAGAUCAUGCUGCUAGAGACGUCUCGCCGCUACAAUCCAGCGAUCGAGAGCAUCACUUUCCUCACGCCAGACUUCAGUUACAACAAGGACGACUUUGCCAAAGCAGGGCUGCAGAUCGAGUUCAUUAACCCCAUCUUUGAAUUCUCUAAGGGCAUGAACGACUUGCACCUGGAUGAGGCAGAGUAUGCGCUGCUUAUCGCUAUAAACAUCUUUUCAGCAGACCGACCCAACGUGCAGGAUCAUGAUUUGGUGGAGAAGCUCCAACAGCCGUAUGUGGAUGCUCUGCAUUCGUACAUCAGGAUCAAGAGACCAAAUGACCAUCUGAUGUUCCCACGUAUGCUGAUGAAGCUGGUCAGUCUGCGCACCCUGAGUAGUGUUCACUCUGAGCAGGUCUUCGCUCUGCGACUGCAGGACAAGAAACUUCCCCCUCUGCUGUCUGAAAUCUGGGAUGUCCACGAAUGAAAAUUACAAAUGGCCAGCCCCAAGGACGUAGUCAUGCAAGGAUUUAUGGCUGAAGGGUGUGGGAUCGUACGGUUCUUCAGGCCCAGUAACUGCCCUAGCUUUGAGGAGCUUGUUUUAUCUUCCUCUGGACUAAUGGUUGUACUCUCCUGUGCAGGAUACAGUGGUUUGUGGUCGGCCGUCUCGAGACAUUAUCAGCACGCUAAAGACUGUCUAGACCAUCCAGAAAUGGUUAGAGAAUGAGUAUAGACAUUUUGGAUCCAGAUUCUUGCUUACUGGAAUGACUGACUGUACAUUUAAGGCAGUUGAUUUAUAUUUCUUUUUACGAUGCCUAUUCCACUGGCAAAACCUACAGCUCAAAUCCAGAAGGAUGCCUUCCAGAAGCAGAUGAAUGCAGUACAUUAGUUAGCAAGCAGGACGUUUGGCUGUAGACUGUCUGGGCAACAUUUCUCCCUGCACUUUGGGGCCAAAACCCUGUAAUUUCACACAUGGUCAUGGAGCAGUGCUCCUACAAGUGACCUUUUUGAGAAACGAUUGAUGAGCCCCUCUCAUACUGUACGUCAUGAUUUUUGCUUUGAUACGAAUUCGUAUUUAUGCCUCUUCAGGGACAGUACGGGAAUAAAUUGCGAUAGAUAUCUGCAGAUUAUUUCAGAACAAUGCGUCAAUCACAUGGUCUGAAAGCUAUGUACUGUACAAGGAAUUUAGAGCUUGUGUAAUAUGAAAGAGGCAUUAUAGAAUUUUCCAUAUCGAUCAUGUGUCAGGAUUCUGAACCGAUUCAGCGGUGGAGGAUGACGUUAGCUCAUCGACUGGCUUGACGAAGUCCUACGUUUUGCUAUUCCUUUAUUAAUUUCCAGAAAGAUUGGGCAUGGCUCAUGUUAAGGCUACAUACAAUCUUAUGUUCACUGUCUAGAAACGGUGAUGGUGAAGAGAACGUAAUCUCCGCUUCAUCUAAAAAUACAAAUCCAGCACGUUACUCACAGGGAUUGUCAGGCAUCGGUAGACCUGUCAACAUAAACCAGUAUGCUGCUUAUAAAAUCUACUGUAAAGUCGGGUAGAGAAAUUUCAUGUGCAAAAUCUAUAACAUUGAACGUGGAUAUGGGUUUGUAACUUUUGUUUUAUGUCAGCCAUUGUCAUUUAGUAACUGCUAAUAACGGUUAACAGACAGUAAACCGUUCAUGUUUUGUCCUUGUGGCCUUCUUGCCAGUAGUUCCAUGGCUUAAAGUGCCAUUCCACCAUUGGAUGUAUUCUUUGGCAUAAAAUACAAUAUAUUUUGACAACAUAUAUAAAUGGUAUCACUAGAUAGGGAAAUCUUUUAGCUUCAAAAUGAUAUAUCAAACCUAAUUUUUUGACGACAAGUAUAUUAAUUUUGCAACCAAAGUCACCUACCCUUUUAAUUUCCACGCGUGAUGUCAUCGGCAGGUCCCCCUUCUUGUGUACCGUGUGACGUGGCACAUACAGGGGUGAUAGCGUUCCGGCGCCGCGCCGGAUUUCUGGCGUACCGUGGCUGG
Molecule: messenger RNA, 3208 nt
Organism: Neoarius graeffei (lesser salmon catfish)
Lineage: Eukaryota; Metazoa; Chordata; Actinopteri; Siluriformes; Ariidae
Gene: nr1h3
Product: nuclear receptor subfamily 1, group H, member 3
Exons: 11
Coding region: 366-1703 (445 amino acids)
Biological process (GO): cell differentiation; lipid metabolic process; negative regulation of transcription by RNA polymerase II
Molecular function (GO): zinc ion binding; RNA polymerase II cis-regulatory region sequence-specific DNA binding; nuclear receptor activity
Source: RefSeq, a predicted model, not a curated record